AUGGACAUGAGGUAUGACGGGACCAAAGACCCUCAGGAACACCUCACCGCCUUUGAAGCAAGAAUGAAUUUAGAAGGGCUAGGCGACGCAGUGAGAUGCCGGGCAUUCCCUGUAACGCUAGCUGGCCCAGCGAUCCGGUGGUUUAACGCCCUCCCGCAAGAGUCCAUCACGGCUUUCGUAGAUAUCUCCCAAAGCUUCCUAGCUCGGUUCACAACACGCAUAGCUAAGGCUAAACACCCGAUCAACUUGUUAGGAGUCACCCAGAAACCUGGGGAACCCACUAGAACGUUCUUGGACAGGUUCAAUGACGAAUGCUUGGAAAUUGACGGUCUCACAGACUCGGUCGCCAGCCUCUGCCUAACAAACGGCUUGCUAAAUGAGGAUUUCAGGAAACACCUCACGACCAAGCCUGUGUGGACCAUGCAGGAAAUCCAGAGCGUUGCCAAGGAAUACAUCAAUGAUGAGGAAGUAAGUCAGGUCGUAGCAGCCAACAAACGACCGCCCCCUAACCCACCACCUCGGCAAACCCCCCAGGUCGACAGAUAUAAGGAGUCCCCCAGGGACGGAACUUCAGCCAAACAGCACAAGCAACAUCCACGAGUAGGAAAGUUCACAAACUCCACGCUACUUACGGCGCCCAUAGUAGAAUUCUACCAACAAAUUGCAGACAAAGGAAACCUAGCCAGACCUAGACCUCUGAAAGAGAGAACGGGAGGCAACAAAAACCUUUAUUGUGACUACCACAAGGGGUUUGGUCACAAAACACAAGACUGCUUCAACCUCAAGGAUGCCUUGGAAUAA
Messenger RNA from Arachis stenosperma, 801 nucleotides. RefSeq lists its product as uncharacterized. Lineage: Eukaryota; Viridiplantae; Streptophyta; Magnoliopsida; Fabales; Fabaceae. The coding region runs from base 1 to 801 and encodes 266 amino acids. The record is from RefSeq and is a predicted model, not a curated record. The transcript has a single exon.